Emiliania huxleyi CCMP1516 is the source of this 1251-nucleotide messenger RNA. RefSeq lists its product as hypothetical. The record is from RefSeq and is a predicted model, not a curated record. The transcript is spliced from 3 exons. Gene Ontology annotation, cellular component: plasma membrane. Gene Ontology annotation, biological process: potassium ion import across plasma membrane; regulation of monoatomic ion transmembrane transport. Gene Ontology annotation, molecular function: inward rectifier potassium channel activity. Bases 1 to 1251 code for a protein of 416 amino acids. Lineage: Eukaryota; Haptophyta; Isochrysidales; Noelaerhabdaceae.
AUGUCCUCGGCAGACCCUUUGCAGUCCUUUGACCGCUUGCUCGACCGCGACGGGACGUUUCGGCAGUCUAGGGGCCGGUUCAACAUCGUCAGGCGGCUGCCUCGCCGCAUUUCGUGCUCCUUUUACUUGGAAGACUGGUUUCAUUCGCUCGUCAACACGCGGAUCCACCGCAUCUUCCUCGUGCUCGUCCUCUUCUACUUGACGGCCUAUUUCGGCUUUGCGUUCGCCUUUUCGUUGGUCGACGACGUCUGCCUGCCCGACUAUUACAGCGACCACCCCGGCGACGGCGUCAAGCGGUUCGUGCGAAGCCUCUACUUUUCGCUCGAGACGAUGAUGGCCAUCGGGCACCGUGCCUCAUGCAGACGCUCUGCCAUGUACGGCUCCAAGGACCCUGCGGCGGGAGGCUGCAUCCUCAUGUGGGCUCUCGUCACCGCCGCGAGCUUGUGCGGCGUCUUCGCGCAAUCCUUCCUGUUCGGGAUCGUCUUUGUGAGACUCUCGCGCGCCGACGCCCGCGCGUCGACGGUCGCCUUUUCCUCGUGCGCCAUCGUGCGAGCGGCGCACGGUGCCCUCUUCCUCGCCUUCCGAGUCGCGGAGAUGCGGAAGCGGCACCACCUGCUCGGUGUGCGGGCGCGGGCAUACGCCUUUGUCGACAUCGGGGACGGCACCGAGUGCUUUCCGCUGCCGCUCGAGGCACCCGCCCCUUCGGGCGACCUCCUCCUCGCCACGCCCGCGCUCAUCGUCCAUCGGCUCGAUGACCUCUCCCCGCUCGUCCCGCCGCACCCCUCCGCCAAGCCGGCGGCGCGGGCAGUGGCGCCGCCGCCGCCGCCGCCGCCGCGGCUCCACCCGGUGCGGCUCGUGUGCGGCCUGAUGUCGGUGGCGGGGUCGGUGGCCGGGGAGGAGGAGGGGCGGACGGCGCAUCUCCGCAGUCGGAUGGAGCAGAUCCGCGAGCACAUGCGGGCGCAGAGCGUGGAGGCGAGGCACUCGUACACCGCCCACGACAUCGCGUGGGACUCGACCUUCGCGCCGUGUACGCGCCGGGUCGGCGCCUCCUCGGACGGCGGCCCCGGCCUCUCGGUUGACUUUCUUGCGCUGCACGCCACCCUGCCUCUCGUGCCGGGGCUCGAGCUUCCUCCCGACGCGGAGCUCUUCCGACUGGCGCAGCCCGGCGAGCGAGCGUCCCCCAUUGGCGCCCCGCCGCCGCUGCCGGCGAGGACGGCGGCGGAGACGCGCCGGCCGACGGCUUUGGCGUGA